AUAUUGCCAGGCCUUUAUAAAAGCCCAAGUGUCAGCACUGUUCCAGCACAGAACUUGAGCGUGAGUUUUUCGUAACAACACCAAAAUGUGGAAAAUUGCUUUGCUAUUGGCUAUCGGUUGCAUUUACGUGGCCAGCCAGGAGACGACGAUAUCCCCGCGCGGCCGCGAGAUUUGCCAGCGCGAGAACGCAAAAUGUCUACGCAAUGAGAACCGUCUGGGAAGUACCAACGAUGUUACUGCUGCCUUUAACAACCAGUGCCGUAGGACUAACCGUCGUUGGCGUAAUAUCACCCGUUGCCAGUUGGCUAAUGCCACCUGCCAAUUGACUCUAGUGCGCUGCCAAACACUCUCCUGUGACAAUGUCCUUAGAGCUCUUCAGUCUGGUCCAACAACACGCCCUCCCCGUACUCGACCCACUCCCCGCACGCGUCGUACGACGCGCCGGACGCGCCCCACGCGCCCCACUCGCGGACCCGUUACUCCCACUGAAUCCACUGAUUAAAAUAGUUGCGGAAAAACAUCAAAUCCCUUAUGAAAAGCAAUAAACACGUCAAUGCUCUCUACUACUCGUA
Molecule: messenger RNA, 572 nt
Organism: Drosophila pseudoobscura
Lineage: Eukaryota; Metazoa; Arthropoda; Insecta; Diptera; Drosophilidae
Exons: 3
Coding region: 86-502 (138 amino acids)
Source: RefSeq, a predicted model, not a curated record